Messenger RNA from Doryrhamphus excisus (bluestripe pipefish), 4240 nucleotides. NCBI's taxonomy places the organism in Eukaryota, Metazoa, Chordata, Actinopteri, Syngnathiformes, Syngnathidae. The record is from RefSeq and is a predicted model, not a curated record.
AACCCAGAUCAUCCCUAACCACCCAUCCACCGUGCAGCCAAUACAGUAAGUAUACCAAGCAUACUUCAUUAUAAUAAAAUGUUAUUUAAUGACUUUAUUGUGCGUGAAUAAAUAUGUACUCACGUAUAUUCCAUCCACGUUAAAGGUGAAGUUCCCGAUGGCGACGGGAUAUUUGUUCCCCCUGAACUGCACCUUCAGCAGCCCCUCGAAGCCCCACCUCAUGAAGGAGGCGUGAGACAGCCAGGAAGCGACUGGCCAGCCACAUGUUCUCCAGGCUGAUGACGAAGCCUCCGGUCAGGUAGAAGACGGUGAAGAGGGAGUUGCCCAUGAAGGCGGAGGUCUGCAGGGUGGGCAGGGCGGCGGCCACGAAGAGCGCCAUGGAGCGGCUGCAGUAGACCAUCAGCCACACCAGCAGGAGGUUGAGCAGGAAGCGGUCUGGCGCCUCGUUCAGGCCAGCCAGCCAGUAGAUGGGCAGGCCGUAGACCAAGGUGAAGACGCAGUGUUCUGGAACUAGUUUGCACCCUCUGCUCUCACGUCCUGGAAAGAGAGUCCCAUGGUCAUGUCCCGUUGUUCUGCUUCGUGCUGCGUUUUGAGUCGUCCUUCUGUCUUCUCUCUAUACAAGCGUGGAUCAAAGUUCCCUUGUGAUAAGGCCCCCCAGCCUGCAGUGUGUUUAUGGCUCUGCGGCUGCUGUUGGUUAUUUAGUUAGAGCGGUUGUGGAGCAAAGGCAGCGGAGGACAUGAACAGGCUCUACUCGGUGCAGCUGGACCAGGUCAGCCCAGGGAAUGAGGCCAGAGAGUCCUUCAAGUUUGUGUCUGAGGUGAUGAAAGAUGUCGGAGAAGAAAGGACGGAGCCUUGUUGCUGUCUCAGUGUCGGCAAGAUGUCCUACUCGGUCAGUGAGCGUGUGGGGCCCUGGUGGGACUUGCCCUCCUACAGGAAGCGAUGGACUCGUCAGAUCCUUAACGACGUCUCCUUCCAUGUGGACAGCGGGCAGAUUAUGGGCAUCCUGGGCAACUCAGGUUCCGGAAAGACCACAUUGUUAGACGCCAUCUCAGGGAGGAUCAGAAACUCUGGGACAUUGUUGGGUGAAGUAUUUGUCAACGGAAGGAAACUAGCAAGAGAAGAGUACCAGGACUGCUUCUCAUAUGUGCUGCAGAGCGACAACCUGCUGAGUUAUCUGACUGUGGAGGAGACUUUGACCUACACGGCCCAGCUGGCUCUCAAAAACUACAGCGCUAACGCCAUACACAAGAAGGUGUCUGCGGUGAUGGCGGAGCUGAGUUUGAGUCACGUGGCCCACAGUGUCAUCGGGGGUCGCAUCUUCCCGGGAAUCUCUGGAGGUGAGAGGAGGAGGGUGUCCAUCGCCAGCCAGCUCCUUCAGGACCCCCGGGUGAUCCUAUUGGACGAGCCCACCACGGGCCUGGACAGCAUGACGGCCAAUCAGAUCGUGGUGCUGCUGGCUGAACUGGCCCGCAGGAACCGCAUCGUCGUCGUCACCAUCCACCAACCUCGCUCUGAACUUUUCAGGUUGUUCAGCAGGAUUGCUGUGAUGAGCCGUGGUGAGUUGGUCUUCUGCGGCCAACCAGAGGAGAUGGUGGACUUCUUCAGCCAGUGUGGAUACGAGUGUCCCGAAUAUUGCAACCCCUUUGACAUCUACGUGGACUUCACUUCGGUGGACACGCGCAGCAGCGAGCGCGAGGCGGCCACCUUCAGCCGCAUGCACGAGAUCAUGUGCUCCUACCAGACGUCGGCCAUCUACAGGAGCAUGCUGGGGAAGAUGACGCAGAGCCUGCAGAGGCACGACAAGGCCGCCAUUCCUUUUAAGAGCAAAGAGUCGCCCGGCGGUGCCGCCAAGCUGGGCGUGCUGCUCAGGCGGACCAUGCGGAACCUGUCCAGAGACCGUAUGGGGGUCAUCAUGCGUCUGUCCCAGAACCUGAUCUACGGCCUCUUUGUGGCCUUCUUCGUCAUGCAUCUGGACAUGGACGUCGCUAAGGGGGCGGUGCAGGAUCGCAUCGGUAUCAUCUACCAGAGCGUCGGAGCCUCGCCGUACACGGGAAUGCUGAACGCCGUCGCUCUCUUUCCUGCCCUGAGAGCCAUCAGUGACCAGGAGAGUCAGGAUGGAUUGUACAAUAAAUGGCAGAUGUUCCUUGCCUACAUUUUCCACAUUCUACCCUUCAGCAUUCUCAGUAUCUUCAUCUUCACCUCCUUCCUCUACUGGACUGUGGGGAUGCACCCUGAGACGUGGCGCUUCCUGUGUUUUACUGCAGUGGUCAUGGUUCCUCACGUUAUAGGUGAGCUAAUGACUGUGGUUCUGUUGGGAGUGGUCCAAGAUCCAAACAUGGUGAACACCGGAAUGGCUCUGCUCAACAUAGCAGGGAUCCUAGUGGGCUCCGGAUUCCUGCGAAGUAUGGCACAGAUGCCGACCGUGUUCCAGUGGCUGAGCUACUUGACGUACCAGAAGUACAGCUGUGAGCUCCUCAUCGUCACAGAGUUCCACGGGCUUCACUUCACAUGCAAUCAUUCCAAACCACUCCCAGGUGAUUGUCUCAUCACUCAGGGCGAUCAGAUCAUCGAUGAGGGAUACCCUGGUGCUUUGUCCCGCUACACUCUGGACUUUGUCCUGCUGUAUUCCUUUCUUCCCGCCCUGCUGCUAUUGGGAAUGCUCAGCUUCAAGAUCAGAGACCGACUGGUGCUCCACUGACCUCUUCUUUCUUUUGGUUAGCACGCGGGCCUCACAGCUAAAGGACCCAAGAUCAAUUCCACCCUCUGCCAUCUCUGUGUGGAGUUUGCCAGGUAGCCGGUACUCCGGUUUCCUCCCACAUUCCAAAAACAUGCUAGGUUAAUUGGCGACUCCAAAUUGUCCAUAGGUAUGAAUGUGAGUGUGAAUGGUUGUUUGUCUAUAUGUGCCCUGUGAUUGGCUGGCCACCAGUCCAGGGUCUACCCUGCCGCUGGGAUAGGCUCCAGCACCCCCUCGUGGGGACAAACGGUAGAAAAUGAAUGAAUGAAGUCUGCAUUCCCGCAUUCAGUUGAGGUUACUAUGGUGACCGCAUGAAACAAUUGCACUAAUUUUUACAUUUUUUUGUAGCAUUGCUGGGUUUGAAACACAUGGCGGUCAGUUCCUGUGAUUCCCUUUAUGAUGGAAUAAUUUCCAAGAACUGAGCAUUUAUGUGGCAUCUUUGCCCUGAUUUAACAUGACUCCUCACGUGGAACCUAGCAAUGAGUGAAUGUUUUUGCACUUUCAGAACUGACUAUUGACUAUAAGUCAAAUGUUUAUUCUUCCACAUAUAGAACUUCCAGAAUACUAAAAGAUGUUUGAAUAUAAAGCCCAUGUUGUUAUUUGUGGUAGUUUACCUUUGAGUAAAGCGCUGAUGUACUUCAUGUACAACGAUAUGAAGGGGACUAAUACAUAGUUACAUGAUUUGUGUCUUAAUCCUUAAAAAACUUUGCCAUUCAUCCAUCUUUUGCAUCACUUGUGCCCAACAGUAUGUCCUACGUGUCCAAUUCCAGGCCUUUCCAUGACUUUGCUGCAUUCUUCUUGUACUGUUCCAACUCCUACAAAUAGAUUGGAAGGGAGAAUGAGGUCAUGACACACCAUAAAAGCCUCCAUAAAUUCAAAUCUGUGUCAGGCAGACCUUUCACACUUCAAAGGUAGCAUCAUGUGAUUCGGAGGUAACUACAGGUUACAAGACAUGGAGUCACUGUUUAUGAACUCAACCUUCUAGUUCUUUACAACUGGCCUUGUAUUGGAUAUCAGUGUGCAAGUGUUGCUAACUGAUGUGUGGUUGUGUAUCACCUGAUCUUUCUGCGCUCGCAUGGCAUCGAUCUGAGGUUCGCUGUAUUGAGGGUCCUUGGCUGGAUCCUUCAGUUCUUUCUGCUCACUGAUGCUCUACAAAGAAACUACAAUUAAUGACUUUUUAAUUAGUGCGAAAAAAGUGCUUGGCUGACCUCUGGGGGGAAGAUUUGUUCAUAGACUUUCUUCCACAGGUCUUUGGGGUUUCUGGCGUGCAGGGAAGUAAUGUCCACAUCAGUCGUGGGAGGUGAUCCUGACACAUUUAAACCAACAACAAUCGAAUUAUAAGUGACAAUAUACAUGUAUGCGAUUCGGGAUGUUAAUAUUUGUACAUGCUUUACUUAUAUUGGCCACAAGAGGGCGCCAUGCUCACCGAUUUGGCUGAGGGAGUCAGAGCCUGCUGGAAUGAUGAGUGGCUUACUGGAGUCACAUGACAUUGUUUUACUGAAAUUA